Lathyrus sativus (Indian pea) is the source of this 462-nucleotide messenger RNA. The record is from the annotation of a GenBank genome assembly. NCBI's taxonomy places the organism in Eukaryota, Viridiplantae, Streptophyta, Magnoliopsida, Fabales, Fabaceae.
AUGGGAGUUGGUGGAACUUUGGAUUACUUGUCUGAUCUAAUGAGCAGUGGUCACCAGCACCUCAAGAAGAAGAAGAAGCAGUUACAAACUGUAGAGCUUAAGGUUAGAAUGGACUGUGAUGGCUGUGAGCUUAAGGUCAAGAAAACCCUUUCUUCUCUAAGUGGGGUAAAAUCGGUAGAGAUUAACCGUAAACAGCAGAAAGUAACAGUAACUGGGUUUGUGGAGCCAAACAAGGUGCUAAAGAAGGCUAAGUCAACGGGGAAGAAGGCUGAAAUUUGGCCUUAUGUACCUUACAACUUGGUGGCUCAACCAUAUGCUGUUUCUUCUUAUGACAAGAGGGCUCCUCCUGGUUAUGUGAGGAGAGUGGAGAAUGCUCCAACCACUGGAACCAUGACAAGAUAUGAAGAUCCUUAUGUCAAUAUGUUCAGUGAUGAAAACCCAAAUGCAUGUUCUAUCAUGUAA